GGCUCGUAAUCACUUUUAUCAAGGCAGCACUACAAGCCGACAUAUGGAGGUUAGCUCGCAGAAAUGCCCCUGUCAAUGUUUUAGACACAAGGUUAUAAGGUCAUUUAGAUUUAACAGAUCCUCACCUGGUACUGUUAACGACCAAGCCGAACCAGAGAUAUCUUAUAAGAAGGCCUUCCAGUACUACCAACCCUCUAAUAAGAUCUGGAUUAACCCUAUGCCUAACCCUAAAGAAAUUAAUAAAAAAAAACCACUUCCUGAUAUCCCUACACAAACUCGACUCUAUAAAAGAUUAGAUAGAGUUAGCCGAAAGGAACAGGAUCCUCGACCUCUUGGUAGAAGCUCCCCAAACACUGCACAAGAAGCUAUAGCAAACCACUCCCCCUUCCCAAAGCAGGCGGCUGUGACUCGUCUAAGGAGUUCAUCCCUUCAACAUUCACCGCAGCCCUAUCAGAGGACCCAUAAGCCACAGGGGUUUACUUGCGCCAAUACUACUGUCACCAAGCAUCGUCCUCGACAUAUCGCUGAACCCUAUCAGGACCCAUCUAUAGUGAACCCUGCAUAGAUUAAGCAACACCAGCCAAGAGGCUAGGGAUUGAGGAUAUACACUUAUCAGAUAUUAUGCUGCCUAAGGCUGAGAGAGACGGAAACAGAAACCUGGCAUAGCUUCUGCAGGAUGUUAUGCGGCUGACCUUUCUUAAUUCCGGAUUAUCUGCUCCUAUCCUUUUUAAAUAUACUCUGCAGCCCUGGCCUUUACCUAAAAGAAUUGUAUUAUAAGACAGUUUCUGAAAUACCACAUGCUCGAGGUGUUAGAAGGCUAUGGCAACUGGGUGACGGGUGUAACUCUUAUUCACGACUGCAAAAUUCUUGCAUCUGAUUCUAAUGAUAGAAUUGUUAUGAUUUGGCUCGCCGAUAGUCGUUUAUGUUUGUAAGAGCUUCAAGGCCAUGGAUAUGCUGUAUUUAUAACACUCUUAUAAGAUUCUAAACUCUUGGCAUCCGCGCCUGAACAUAGCAAUGUCCGAC
Messenger RNA from Fusarium redolens, 1023 nucleotides. RefSeq lists its product as uncharacterized. NCBI's taxonomy places the organism in Eukaryota, Fungi, Ascomycota, Sordariomycetes, Hypocreales, Nectriaceae. Bases 44 to 565 code for a protein of 173 amino acids. The transcript is spliced from 2 exons. The record is from RefSeq and is a predicted model, not a curated record.